Molecule: messenger RNA, 924 nt
Organism: Epithele typhae
Lineage: Eukaryota; Fungi; Basidiomycota; Agaricomycetes; Polyporales; Epitheliaceae
Product: alpha/beta-hydrolase
Exons: 6
Coding region: 1-924 (307 amino acids)
Biological process (GO): piecemeal microautophagy of the nucleus; macroautophagy; neutral lipid catabolic process
Molecular function (GO): glycerophospholipase activity
Source: RefSeq, a predicted model, not a curated record
AUGGCGAACAACGCGUACACAGAGCCGGACAAGAAGGACUGGUACGACCUCGGGUCUGACUGGAACAGCAGCUAUCCCUUCGGCUGGCAGCCCGAGGACGAUGGUUUCCGUGGACACGUCUUCGCGACCGCGGACAAUUCCACCGUCGUCGUCUCCGUCAAGGGCACGUCCAUCGUAUGGCCCAUCGGCGGCGGAGGCCCAACGCAGGCCAAGGACAAGCUGAACGACAACCUAUUGUUUUCGUGCUGCUGUGCACGCAUCGACUGGACCUGGAGCACCGUUUGCGAUUGCUACGAGAAGAGCCAGCAGGGGAACAAGUGCGACCAAGGAUGCUUAGAGCAGAGCUUGGCCGAGGAUAGUCUCUUUUACUCAAUCGGUAUUAAUCUGUACAAUAACAUCACGUAUAUGUAUCCAAACGCUAACAUUUGGUUAAUCGGGCAUUCUCUCGGCGGUGGACUCGCAUCUCUCGUUGGCAUCACCUUCGGCGUACCCGUAGUGGCAUUUGAGGCUCCGGCUGAGAAGCUGGCAGCGACCCGUCUUCAUCUCCCUUCUCCCCCGUCCACGCGACAUGUCACCCACGUAUACAACACGGGCGAUCCCAUCCCGAUGGGCACUUGCACCGGUAGCGCCUCGACAUGCUACACCGCAGGCGUUGCGCUCGAGACGCGCUGCCACUUAGGCCAGACUGUCCUUUACGACACCGUCACGAAGCUCGGAUGGAGCGUGAACGUCAUUCAUCAUGGGAUUGUCGCACUCAUCGAAGGCGUUCUGGCGAAGGAGGAUUUGGUGUGGGGCGAGAACGGGGAGAAGGUUCCGCCCAUCACCAACGAGGAUGACUGCACGGACUGCUUCAAGUGGGAGUUUGGGAACUACCGUAAUCUAACGACCACGAGCAGCUCGAGCUGUGGUAUGCGCGGCUGGUGA